Molecule: messenger RNA, 12997 nt
Organism: Xyrichtys novacula (pearly razorfish)
Lineage: Eukaryota; Metazoa; Chordata; Actinopteri; Labriformes; Labridae
Source: the annotation of a GenBank genome assembly
AUCUGCGAGCAGCUUGUCAGCCCUGGUUUGAGACUUCCACCUCCACGCCGUUUUUACACAGUUAGCAACAGCAGCAGCAGCAGCAGCCCGGUUCACCCGAACAGAACCCACAAUACAGCUAUGGAUCCAAGAAUACGGCAGAUAAAGAUCAAGACUGGUAUCGUUAAGAGGUAAGAGUCUCCUCUUUAUGGUUGGGAAUGAUUGUGCUUGUCACAGGAGCCGUUAACAUUAGGCUAACGUUAGCGGCUCUGUAGCUUAGCAAUGCUAACAGGCCCGCGAAGGAGGAGUGUUUGUCGGACACUCUGCCUACUCUAUACCGGUGUGUCAGGGCGGCCUGUGGAUAAAUGAAUUGUAGUUUGUUUUAUUUUCAGUUGCUGUACUGUAUUACUGUUUGGCAGCACAUGUUUGACUUUCUCGUAUGUUUAAGAAAAGUAGCGUUGCCCAGAAAUCAUGUUUAACGUAAGUUGCAGUAGCGAUGCUAACGCUAGCAGUUAGCCUGUCAGUGAUGUGUAUUUAGGGUCUUAGGCAGGUAUUUGAAACUGUCAGGGAUGUUGAUGCUAAACCGUACACUCAGUAGAGCCUCAACAUGUUGUAUUUGACUUUAAAGUUUACUAAGAAACAUAAAAUAAAUACAAAAAAUGUAGGUAACAGCUUCAGCUGAGCUGCAAGUUUAAGUCUUAACUCGGUUGUAUUUAUAAUAGUUUUUUAAGCUACUAUUAUUUCUUUUUUGUGAUUAUUACGACAUGUUUUGGUUGUUAACUUGUUUUUAUGUCCAAGAAAGCUUUCCCUAACUUAUCAUGUAGGACAUUUAAGAAAUGCACAGUCAUGUUAUCACCAUUACUGGCCCUUUCACAAUAGCAUCUACAGCUUAGUUAUUCCCUUUCCUAGUGAUAGAUGAAUACACAACUUAAGUACUUGAGUCAAAGUAUAGAUAGAUAUAGAUAUAGAUAGAAGUUGCACCAGUGCAGUCAAGAAAACAUGAAUGUAAAUCCUGCUAACCUGUUUAUUUAGAAAUUAUUAUUUACAUUUUUAAAGUCACAUCCUGCAGAUUUCCAGAUUUGCAUCUUUAAAAAAAACAAUCCCUUUUUCCUUCUUGGACAGCUUCCUACAUAAAUCCACAUCCAGAGAAAUCAAACAGAAUAUUCAUGAAUUUGUAAGAAAGUAAUUUGAUCAACCAAUUAUAGAAUAAAAUGGCAACUGGGAGUCUACAAGCACAGACACCUUGGUUAGGAAAUAAGACCAGUGUUAGGUUACAUAUCCCACAAUGAUUCUUUUUUGAUUGCUCAAUAUUUUUUUAAGGCUGUGGUGAAGUUUGUAUGCUUUAUGCAACGGACAUGAACCCUAGAUUUAGCCAUGAGUGCCCAAGUGGAGAACCAUCAUCCUUCUGUGUCGUGAAUUGCCGGGUCUGUUCGCUCUGCGGAUACUCUGUUCAACCAUAGAGGUUUAUAGUGCACAAGUAUGAUAACAUCACCUCAACAAAACACAAACACAGUUUAGCGUUUGUUAUAUUAGAUACAAGGUUUGCUUUGUGCUCUUGCAACUCUGGCAGUGCAUGUCAUGAUCAUCUGACAUCCCCAGAAAAAAAAGCUAAGUUGCUUACAUGCAGGAAUGUGUGUCCACUAAGGGCUUUUAUUUAUUGUAGCAAGCAUAUGGAAACUAAUUCUGAGAAGGUUAGAUUGGGCUGAAGAUUUGAAGGAAUACUUUCUCUUUUCUAACCUAAGGAUUUGUUGUGUGAUCGUAUAUCUCUGACAGCACAUGUACCUUUUAAAUAAAUUUGUUUUGUACAUGAUGUCUAGACAGAUUUAAAAUGGGACAAAACAGAGUCUUUUUGAUGUAGGACCUGUCAGGCUCAUCAUCCAGUUAAGCCGGUCUAUUUAUAGAGUCGUAUCCACGCCCAAAUUUCUACAAUAGCCAGAUUUACCAUGCUGGAAUGGAAAACACAGGUCUGCUGGGAUAAUGGGCUCUGAAUAGUCGUGUGUGUGUGAUGGUCUGAGAGGAUCUCUCGUCCAUCAGGCAGACCUCUAAUUCCCCCUGUCAAUGGAGACAGUGUAAUGUGCUAUCGAUUGUGUUUUGAUGAGGCUCAGAUUACAAACAGGCUCGCUGAGGUGGUAAUGACGGAGGCUGGAUUUCCCAGAGAGGAUCAUCUUAAAGAGCACAAGGAUAAUGUACUUCAUCAACCAGGACUGUCUGUGAUCUCUCUAAUAUUUUCAGGUUUACCAAAUGAACUCAAGGCAAAUGAUAGGGUGAGAUUGCACGAUAUAUAAACAGGAUAAUAAUAAUAAUAUCAUAGAAAUGUUUUAUCAUAGCAGGGUCAUGUUUGCUGAUUCUCUAACUGUACUAUUUUAGCUCCACUGUUGGUGUGUCGAUUUCCUUACAAUGCUUUGUCUCAACUAUUGCUCCACCCACAACAAUUUCUGAUUGGCUAGAAUUCAGAUGCCAGAUAUUCUAUUAUACUUAAAUUCUCAAUUUUGAUGGAGAGUUUCUUGUUUAUACUGUGAAUAUAUUUCAGUUCCAAAUUUCAGUUACUUUUCUCAAGAUCUACUAAUAAUCACUGAAAAAGAGAUUUCAGCUAGCUCAUAGAAGAUCUACUGCCAUACCUGCCAACGCUCCAGUUUUUCCCAGGACUCUCCUGUAUUUCAGACUUAUCUCCUGCCCACCUCCCCUAUUGACAUUUCUCCAGAAAAUCUCCCGUAGUUUGAUGAUCCACAUUCAUUCAGGAAUCGGAUCACUGUAUUUGCCCAAAGUUUCCAGGUUUCCAGACAACCAAAGAUUGUCCUGUGUUUCUGCUGAGCCUCACAGACACCGGAUUGAUACUUUGACUUUACAAUUUGGGAUGAUUCAGGACGAUUUAAGCUGUAAACUAUAUUUAAGCAGUGUUUGUUGCCAAAUGAACCCUUCAGUGAAAGGGAAACAAAUGCGAGAUUCAAUAUUUACAUUGAUAGUCGUGCACUGUCUCGGGGUGAUGCAUUCAGGGCAGCCUCAGAUAAAAGAGUGCUGUAUUGCACGCACAGAUGUUCAGAGAGCCUCAUAUGAGACAGCAUGUAAAACAUAUGAGGACUUAAACACUAAUAUUAGUGGACUAAAUAAGUUUGUAUCAUAGGCAUAUGGUAACUAACUAUUAUUAUAUUUAUUAACAUUUGUUAUUGUUAAAACAAAAAAGUGUGCAGCUUCACUUUUACUUAUUUGGAUGAGCAAUUUAACUACAAAUACUCUCAUAAUUAGCUCAUAUCCACCGUACGAGGUAGCCCCAAAACUGCCCAGCGUGCGCCGCUAGAAUCUCCUGGAUUUUAUAACCCAAAUGUUGGCAGGUAUGUCUACUGCGUGAUAAUAAUUGUUCAAGUUUAACAUUGUUAUGAUGGAUGUUUCACCGCUUUUAUUGAGGUUGUCUAAGUGGGAGGUUCAAUGUCCAACACGCACUUUUUUAGGCAAGUAGCACCAGUUUGACAUGGACCUUCAAAAUUAAGCUAUAAAAGACUACCAAUGCUCUUUGUUUCUUCAUAAUCUCGCGUCCUCCCUCCUCAGUCUUCUCCUCCUCCUCCUCCUCCUUCUAUAUCGGAGUUUAGAGGAAACCUGCCUGCUCUUUUAGCCGGGCCUAUUUCCAGUGGCUUCUACACAUUCCAGUCAGUGCCUUUUCUGCCCUAGCGAGGCGGAUGCCCUUAAUAAAAUGACAACAGUAAUUUGCCUUUGUCAUUCCGGUCCCAGCACAGACUACACCGCGGCUCAAAAAUACAGUGCUAGAGGAGGCGGGCGGCCGAAUGUGUGUGUCGGCUGGCUCUAAUUCCCUUUUUUUCUAUUUUCCAGAGAGCUGCCUUUUCCAUUAAGCCUGAGGUGGCAGGUCUAUUUAAAACCAGCCACGACCCCACCCCUCAUUCACACGGCGCUCCAAGUCUGGGAGAAAUAAGAAAUUAACAUCAGGAGUGGAAGGGGAGGAAUGGACAUUUUGUUAUUAGACUGUCCUUCAGUUUUAUUCAAAUGAUUCCAGCCUCGCUCCUCCAUCUUUCUCCUCUCUCUGCCACCGUCUUUGACUCCACACAGGUGACAUCACUCACUCUGCAUCAAGCCGGCGAGUGCGCACACACACGGCCCGUUUUUAAAAGCUUCUUGAUGGAGGCGGAUCAGAAUGAGUGGUAAUUGAUGUAAAAUAUGACAGAGUGCCGUUGGCUUCCUCGGCUAAGCAAGGAGCAGAGCAACACGGAGGGAAGGGUCUCCGGUAAUGUGACUGAUUAAUGAAGGAUCACUCACUUACGCACACACAGCUGAUUUUAUGAAAAAUUAAAUUUGUGUUGUCAUUCCGACAAGCAGGAGCACAGCCGGAAAAAGACUAUUAGCCGGGAAUCAUUAUCAAUAGCCAUAUUUUCAAACUCCAUUAUGCCAAUCAGGGUCAGAAUCUGUUUAAUAGAUUUAGUUCCAUUUGGGCCGUAAUUGAUAAAUAAUCAAAAUUUAUCAAUGUACUCAGGCCCAUUUUCACUAACAAUCAAGGAAAAGAGGCCCAUUUACCACCUGACUUGGUCUGAAUUAGGGACUAAAUUGAUGAUCAAUUAAUCUCUAAAAAGGGAGUAGUAGUGUGUGGGUGUGUGAAGAUGUGUGUGUUUGAGGAUGGAUAAAGGACUCAAAUGAGCACAGUGAUCAGCUGUGAGCUGGAGGGCACCGUACAGUUAAAGACAAAUUUAGUUUUUGUUGGUGUGGCGGGUGUGUGAACUCAACACGGCAGUAGAAGAGCAAUGAAAGGAUGAUGUAUUGGGAAGAGGUGGUUAUACAGACUAGACUUUUCUCUUAUGUCCUCUGGGAGGCGCUACUAUGCUCCCCUAGGAAAAACAAAUAGGUGUUCCAACUCAUUUAUGUAUGAAAUCAGGGUCUCAGGAUUGUUUUAGUUUUUAUUUUACUCCUUUUAUCACAUUAUUUCUUAUUGCAUUUUUAGUCACUCCACUGUUGAACGUAUUGCAUUACACAUUCAUCUUGUACACAGAAGUCAGAUAUCCCUAAUGAUAGUUGUUAAAGUAGAUAGUGAAGAUAGAGUGGGUGAAUGCUAGGGGUGGGAAUCACCAGUGGCCCCACGAUACGAUAUUAUCAUGAUACUUCGGCCACAGUACGAUGUUAUUGCGAUUUUUAACAUUUUGCAAUACAGUGAGUAUUGCGAUACAAUAUAUUACGAUAUAUGUAAUUUUUUCAACUGUUAAGAUAAUUUAGCAUUUGUAUUUCCUUUAUGUUUGUCCUAUUUACGCUUUGUUUUAUUUUCAUGACGCACAUCUGGCAAAUCUGGUGUCACCUCUGCCAACCUCAUUGGACAAACAGUUGAUUUUAUUUCUUCCAUUAUCAUAGAUUUGACUUCAUUAGCAAUUAAUUUAAAAAAUCGAUACUUGGUAAAUGAGACGGAUAAUACCAGACAAAAUAUCACAAUACAAUGCUGUAGCUAUUUUUUUCCCCCACCCCUAGUGAAUGGCAAUAAUUUGGUGCACCCCUCCGUUUUCCCGGCCACCCCUGCCUGUGUCAGUGCCUCAGUUGUUCCACCUUAGUCACAAAGUCUGGACACAGCCCUGCAUGGCAGCACAGAGGAAACCGUUCAAUCUGAGCACUGCCAGGAUGUGAAGUUUGCUCUUGCAGGAAAACAUUUCUCUGCUGAUAUUUUAAGAAUGAGAAGAAACAGCCAAGCUUAAGUCCUAGAAAGGCGGUAAAAAGGCGACUCCUGUACUGGCAGGAGGAGGACUGACGAUCAGCUGGAGCGUAUAUUCACCUCAGUGAGAGACGGGGAGGACUCUGCUGUGAGUGCUGGUUUUAAAUAUGAAAAUAAAUUACUUGACAAAAUAAUUUUAGUCCUACUUUUUUAUGAUCUUUUAAGUUUUUUUCUCAUACUUUAAAAACAGUGACUGACCCAUACUCAUCAUGCCGUGUGCCUACAGAAAGCACCUACAUCUUCAUCCUGUUGUAGUGUAAAAGUGUCAAGGGUUGUCAAAGAUAUAAAACAUUUUUUCAUGUCAGAUGAGCAUCAUAGUUCAAUUUCAGGAGCUCGUUUUCCUCAGGCGUCAGGGACGUUUCUAUGAUAUGCAAGUAUAUCCCAUCUUAAGCCGCUCUAGAUGAGAAUACACAGAGUAAAGCUGAUCUCCUCUUGGAUGGCAGGACUCUGUGAGGAGGAAUGAUGCGUUCCCUUGUUGUUAUUGAGGUGUGUGCAUCUUCCCAUCCUGCGGGAGAUGAUCUCAGUGUGUCCCCCUCAGUCAGAGGAGCGUUGGAGAGAAUGAGGAUGAAUGGCCUUGUCUGUAAAAGGUGACCAUCACAGCCUGCCUUUUCACGGCUCUCCUUAUAUUAUCCGUCUGAGCGGCUGUGCAUUUAUGUUUCGACACUGUGUCACCGCCUCUGACGAUGAACCGUCUUUUCCUCUCUUCCUGUCUUCUGCAGGCUGGCGAAAGAGGAGAUAGCGUACAAAACCGAGGCCAAGCAGCAGGAAGAGAAGGUCGAGCGCCUGAAAGCGGAGGAAGGAGACGAUUAUGUCAUCAAGAAACAGGUAUGUGGCUCCUGAGUCUGGCGUCCUUUAAUCUGCACAACAAUCAUGCGUCUUAAUUUGAAGAUCUCUGCUUUGAGCAUUUAUCACAUGCAGGAAGUGAAUCCUCUCUCACUGAUUUGAGCCGCCCCUCAGUCAUGUAAUGAGGUCGGUCCACAGUGAUAAUGAAGAAUUAGGUUUUGAGAGGAGAAUCAUUAGUGAUUUUGUAAUCUGCCUCAUGCAGAUGUAAUUAUAUCAUGUUACUUUAGAGGACUUUGAUAAUUACUGACACAUGCUGGUGAUUUAGUAUCCCUAACCUACUUUCCAUUAUCUGUCACUGUGCCUGCUGGCCCUCCAUCAUUUAUCUGCACACUGGAGGAAGUAGUGCAGGAAGUUGAAGACAGAAAUGUGCUGCGUGUAAUGUUGUAAUUGUUGUUUUUAAUGAACGUUGGAAGAGUUUUCACCUUUUUCUAAAUGUGAUUUCUUUCUUAUGUUGCCGUCCGCAAGCAAAGACAGAAAUUUGUGUUGUAAUUAAACUGUAUGCAGUAGGGCUGGGCGAUAUGGCCUCAAAUCAAUGUCAUGAUAUAUUGAUCAGUUCACCUCGAUAACAAUAAAUGGACAAUAACUACUCCAUAAGAUGCUCACCCCCUCCCACAUGAACUUUGUCUACAACUUUUGAACCGUCCUCCAUCUCCUCACCUGGCUUUCCCUCUUUAUUACGGACUGGAUGGGGUGGAGUCACGCCUCUGACGUAGGACAGCGUCUUAUGGGACACGAGACCAGAGCCUACCUACACACAUCACAUCCAAAACCAACUUUUAUUUAUUUAUUUUUUGACACCAAAUAUACCAAUAUGGGUGACAUGAUGUCGGUUAUUGUCUUAAAUUUCGGUAUCGGUAAAUCUUCGGUUUAUCGCUCAGCCCUAUCGUGUGCCAUAAAAACAUGAUGUUAUGGCUGCAGUGGCGUCCCCGCUCUCGGGGUGUACACAUGUCACCCACUAUAUUUGGUAGUGUUUGUUUGCGUUUGUCUGUGAGUGGAUGGCAUCCUAUAGGAACAACCUGCUGAUUGGGUCAUGGGCCGAAUCUGCAGAACCAAUCGGGGAGGAGUGUCGUCAGGUCCAAGAGGCUGCCGAUUGGAGUGCUUCAGGGGCAGACACUCACGUUCACUACACCCUUUGUUAGGAAAUCUGUGUUGGUUUAAUUGUAUAAUUUUUUGUGUGUUGAAUUGUAAGGGAUAGGGAGCUGCUCACCGUCUGUUUUGAGUUAAUUUAAGUAACUUUUUUUUUCCACUCUAGUUUAGAGUCGCCUUUUGUUGUGUUUAUUUGCUCCUUUGAGCAGUACUCCACAUCCCUCUGUUCUUGCGAUAAAUACAUAUUUCUACAUUACGGACCCAAGGUUUUAUGUUGCGUCCUUUACCUUCACAAGCUGGGUUGUGACACAUGAGGGAACAUAUAACACAAGGAGACGCAUUUUAUGCUUUUGCUGUCCCUUGCUUUUCAGGCACACACACUUUGCACACACCUGUCUCCUCCUGCUCCUCUCCCUGCUCUCCUCUCUCCAUGACAUGUUGGCGACGCAUCAGUCCACGGUUAAACCUGUGACUUGUAUUUUCACAGGUUUAAUAGUGCCUGUGACUAUUUCAGGAAUCAGCUGUUUGCGGAGGGAAGGUAAAGGCCGGAAAUGAUUGAUAACUAGUUGAAUUAAAAGUACCAAACUUUAUUCCAAUGUUGUCUCUGUAUUCUGGGAACAGUGGUCACAGUAAACCAGUACCAGACCCCAGCUAAUCUAGAUUUAGAAUCUGGCAGGGAAGAACCAGAGAGUUGUUGGCAGCCCCUCCGAUAAUGUUUACUGGUAAGCAUUAAAAUUCAGCCUGUGUUUUGUUUUGUUUGUUCAUUCAUAGCGCGGCGGCACCGACUGAGCUGCGGGCUUGGCUGGUGUUAAACGGGGAGAUUGGGAGGCCAGAUGGAUUAUGGUUGGAGAUGAGAGGUCUGCGGCAGGAUGGAUUAGAGGUUUUUAUUUUAAUGGAAUCAAUACGCUGUAAGUGUCGUCUUUAUCCUGCACUGAUGGGAUCAUUCCACUGCACUGAGAGGGCACCGUGACUUUUCUCUGUUUCUGCAGCACUCUGCUUACGCCGCCUCACCUUGUCACAUCUGGACGGCAACAAACUCCACUAGUUGUCUGCUGUUUUUCAGGCGUGUCAGUUCUCCUGCCAGCCUGCCUGUGUAUGAGUUCAUCCGAGUGCCUGUUAGUGUGCAGAGCCGUGUAAAUGCAUCCAUGUUUUGACUUUUCCAGCCCAACAGAGGGCCAGGUGAGGAAGCAUCUGUCAUGAGUGAGUGUGUCUGACAGCGUUAGCCAGCUCCUCUCUGCUCUUUAGGGUGCCAGCUGGGGGAAUUCCACAUUAGCCGCGGCUGUGAAAGUUCCCUCCAGCUGUAACACACUUUCACUCGCGGUGUAGUAAAACCUCUUUACGCCUGAUCACCGCACCCUCGGCUCAGGGUUUCUUCAUUUAUCCAGGUGUGCAGUCAGAUCGAGGCGCUCCCCUGCUGCCCAACUCCCCGCCAGAUCGAUAACUCAAUAACAUUUUUCAUAGCGCUGGCUUGUUGGGAGAUGUUAACCACACGGAGUGUAUGUGGGACACCCUGCACAGAUCUGUCAGGAACAAGAGAAACAGCCGACGAAUAUUCCUCUUUCUCCAGUUUGAAAUUAAUCCUCUGCAGUCAAACAAAUAAUUACAAUCUGAUGAUUUUGCGCGGGGUUGGGUUUUAAUAAUAAACACUGUCGUUGUCUCUGUGUGCUUUCAGAUGGAGGUUUUGCAGGAGUCCAGAAUGAUGAUCCCAGACUGCCACCGCCGUCUGGCUGUGGCACACGCAGACCUGCUUCAGUUAUUAGUAAGUCACACAACAACAGCUGUUUAUUGAAGGGGUUAAAAAUCUGUGAUUUAAAUCACAACAUGAGAAAACUGUUUUGAUGAAACUCCUGAUAAGUUUAUUUUCAUGCUUCCACUGUGACUAAUUUAUCGCCGUGUUGAUAACUGACACAGAGUAAUUGUAUUUGUCAGGUACUAACAGCACAGUGUGACAGAAACAAGUACUUUUCAUGAGCUGAAACUCUGCCACCGAGCUGUUACUCCUUUUUGUUUGUGUCUCGUAUAUCUGUGAAUAAAAGUGUCUGUUUAUAGACUUUAGCACACGGCUCAAGUCUAUAAAGAGACACAGGAACUGGAGAAAAAUAAAAUCUGUUUUCUCGAAAAGUAAAAAUCUUCGUGCAAAAUCAAAAAGAGACAAAGAGGCGAGCUGGAAAUCAGUCAUCAUCUCUCACAGAGUGAAAAAUCAGAAGAAGUCUUCUCCUCUUGAAGCAAAAACAACCUGAAGAAAACAGUUAAAAAGAAGAAAGUUGAUGAAUGUAAAGAGUGUCUUUGUGACGCUCCGCUCAGCUAACUUUAGCUCAUCUCGUUUCUCCCAUAACUUCAAAAUCAGACUCUGGACGAUUAAACUCUCAAUCUAGAAAGAUUAACAUUUAAAUUAAAAUAUUGAAGGUGAGUAAAAUGUUAUUUUAUCUUUAAGAAUAUUUAAUCAUCUGAGUAACAGUGACUGCUCUGAUGCUGUUGUCUUUAAGUUAUCUCUAACUGAGUGUUUUGGCACUUUCUUGAUAAUUGCUGAUAGAGUUAGCUUAUCAUUUUAAUCAUUUUAAAUAUUCAUUAGUUUAUUUUAUCAUUAAUCAUCCUAAAAAUUAAUUUUCUUCACAUUUUUUUUUUUUGGGUGGCAGAGUGGGUUAGCACCAUGCCCCCCCCCCCCCCCCACACACACACACACACACACACACACAAAACACACACACACACACACACACACACACACACACACACACUUCACCCUUUCAUCAAUAAAGAUCAAAAGUCGCCAAAAAAAUACUUUAAAAAAAUAUAAAUUUUCUUCACUUUUUGUAGCCUGGUCUCAAUGCUGUACUAGACGGUGUCAGGUGAUGGCUGGAGCACAUCCAAAAGUUGAUGCUAACUGAAUAAAAAACAAAAGAAGAAGAAUCCGAACUGCAUCCAAAAGCAAAAGAGGAAAAUGUUCGCGCAGGGUCGUAGAAAUACAGGCUGGAGUAAAAAUCCUGAGACUGUGCACAUGCAAUCAUUGGAAUCAUGCAAACAUGCACGCCACAGUGCUGCAACACAGAAACACCAACGUAAAGCUGCAGAGCAGACACUCAGAGAGUCAAGAAUCAGCUAGCAGCAUGACUUUUGUUUGGCGCUCGUAAAAGUUACUGCUGUAUAAACAGAAUAUUAAUGAGACGGGUGUCCUGCAGAGCGUCCAAUCUUAGUGUUUGCACCUGCAGAGCACUUAGGGAAGUGUGGUUAAACCCACGAAUAACAGACCUGAGGAUUCAAGUCAUAAGAAGUGUGAUUGAAUAAUAACAUCUUGAAUUGGUGUUUAUAAAUACACGAGGCAGUUAUCAGAUGUGAAUUUCCGCAUUCAUUCAAACGUUUAUACUCUGUUUGCCUGUCCAUCACUGUAUAUGUUUACUGUUAAACGAUAGUUCUGAUAUACUUCCACAUUAAUAAUGACGUUUGAAAUAUAUCAAACUUAAUCCCGUAUUUCCUGUGGACAAGUGUGAAGUCACCGUGCAGUACCAGCGAAGCAGACUAAAGAAAACUUUCUGCUUGACGACACAAAGCUUGUUUGUUUGUGAUGCUGCUGAUCUUGAAUUUGAAUAUACUCAAGUCGCACAUGUUACACCAAUUAGCCAUGGUGUGCUAAUCCUUCCAGGACUGAAGUUGAUAUGGUGCGAAGCAAACAUAAGCAUGCAUGUCUCAGGGUCAUCUCAAUUAAUGCCGAGCAGCAGUCAGGCAGCUGCUGCUGCGAGUCACUCACAUGAGAGCUGACCUGGAAUUAGCAACAUGUCCCCUUCCUUAUCACUCAGCCUCCUUUUCUGUCGUCUUUUUAAACAGACAUGCACAUAUGCACACGCUCAUCACAGUUCAUUAGCAGCGCUGUCACCGGGGUGACCACCACAGGAACUCACAUACACUUGAUUAAAGGCCAUGGACACCAAACUGUGACAUAACCCCCUCCCUCCAGCCCCGAACUGCUAAGUUUAGAUCCAAGUUAAGUGAUACUAACUGAAGUAAAGAUGCUCUGGUACCGUUUGCUCUGCUGAAUGUGAUGUUGUUGCCGCAAGUUGAUUAUUGUGUGGCUCUGAGAAUGUAUUUCAACUGAAGAGAGUAAAUGAAUCGAAGGAUAAAUAAGGACGCUGUAUGGAGAAGAUGUGUCAGACUUUUAUCUUUAACUCAAGUCUGCUUAGGAGGGUUAAAAGAACACCACUCAGUGUAACUGUUAUUGUUUUAAAUCCUUAGAGUAUUUAUCCAAUUUAGAGGUAACAAGGUAUGUACAGAAGAGAAUUAAGGCUUCUGGGGGGAGGAAAAAAAGGUCCAAUUGAUUUCAAGUCAUAAUUGUUUAAUCUCAGAAUUCUGGGAUUAAAGAAUUCUGAGAUUUUAGUCAGAUUUCUGACUUAAAUCUAGGAAUUCAGAUUUUUUUUUCUCAGAAUAAUACAAAAAAAAAAGUUAUCUCACCUUUUUUUCUUUCUUUGUUUUUUCAGUGGACCUAACCCUCUUCCAUAGAUAUAAGAGUCAGCGCUGAAACCAAAGUAUCAUUAAGAAAAUGUUUUUUUGCACAUUUGUCCAAAUGGAGUUAAAACAACAUUUCUGAAUAGUAAGUUUGCACGUUAAACCACAACGUGCAACCAAACAAUGAAACAAGUAAAUAUGGUGGAGUAUACUAGCGCAUCAGGCCGCCUGAAGUAGCUUACUAUUGGAUCCAGCAGAGGGCGCCCACUGCGUAACCAGACCAUUGAAUGCACUCUUGACCUCAAUAAAGUAAGACACUACUUUUAUUUCAUAAAAAUGGAGGACGUGGUCAAGGCGUGCUAAUCGGACAAUCAGCUCUUUUAAUCGUCAACAAUAACAACACUUGGCAUCGGGUUCAGAAAAACGUAUGACAAAGAUGAAUAAAGUUGUUGAUUUUUUUCUAAGUGCUUGUCUAUUAUUCUUUGUUUUGUUUAGGUGUGUUGGUAUUUCUCAAAACUGUCAAUCAACGAUAACCCUUUUGUGUGUGUUUUUGUGUGUUUGUGUCCUUGCAGGAAGCUGAGGAGGAUUUGGGGGAAUCAGAGGAGUACAAAGAGGCUAGAAACAUGUUGGACUCAGUGAAGCUUGAAGGAUGAUUCCUGCUCUGGUUUCUGUUCUCACUGGGAGAUUUCACUCGCUCUAAAAUGUCCAUUCCUUUCGUCAGGCCCUGCUCGCACCCGUGGAGCCGAACUGAACCUGUUCUCUUUUCUUGAUGUGAUUAUGUCUACUGUUUACUGUUAACGUGCCACCACAUCUGAUCGAUCGUCUCCUGUGUGUAAAACCCCAAAGAGUACAUGAAAACAUUCGAUUUAGAUCAGUUUUUUCUGAAGGUUUUACUCUUCUUACUAACACACUGUCUUCAUUGACUCAUAGACAUGAUUAAACACGCACGUACCUAUCCUA